AACAGGCCUCAUUAUUCUCUCUCUCAACCACACAAAGAGAAGUUCACACUUUUUGAGCCGAGAGAGAAAAAUUAGAAAGAAAAAUACCAAAAACCAUUUUAUCCAAAAACACACAAAAUCUCAUCAUCAUAUCAUGAAAACCAUCGAUUUCUUCUGCGCCUCCCAAGCCUCCACCGCCGUCGACCAACCUUCAUCUUCCCCCGCCGCUGCCGCCUCCGGAAGAGCCAUCGACCGCCACAACCCCAUCAUCGCCGACGGCAGAAGAUCAAACUUCACUUCUAGAACUACUUUCCCCAACCCUCCGUGUUCCUCCCAAUACUCCCCCAUAAAUCCUCUCCCUUACCACCAACUCCACGCCGCCGCCGCCUCCCCAAAUGUCGCCGCCGACCAGAUCCGCUCCGGCGCCUCUGCAACUCAUAAGGGUUUGAAGAUGAAGAAGAAGAAAAAAAAUUCAUCUAUUAUUACAACCGACUUUGUAAGGUGGAGUUGUGCGAAGCCCAGUGAUUUGGCCACGCCUCCUGGGUCGAUGCGAUACCUUUUGAACGACAAGUCGGUUCGUGAUGGUUCGAUGGAUCGUCUUUCCACAUCCAUUCAACUUAACAAAAAGGUUAAUUCACCAAAUGAAAUUCCACAACUAUCUAAACCAACGGCCGAGAUUUCUUUGGAGGACGACUGCAAAAAAUCUCCACCUUCCAAUCAGGUGAUCUCUCACUCUCAAGUUGUGGUUUUGAGGGUAUCAUUGCAUUGCAGAGGCUGUGAAGGAAAACUGAGGAAACAUCUUUCCAAAAUGGAAGGAGUGAACUCAUUCAAUAUUGAUUUUGCAGCCAAAAAGGUGACAAUAAUGGGAAAUAUAACACCAGAGGGUAUGUUGGAAAGUGUAUCAAAGGUCAAAAAUGCCCAAUUUUGGCCAUAUGCAGACCCAACACCAACACCAAACCCUAAUCCUAUUCAUCAACAAAAUGUAUUGAAGAAAGCCUGAACAAUUUCAUCUCCUACUUUCUUUUUUUUCCUUCUAAAUAAUUGAGCUUAUGUUUAUUGUUUAAUAAUGUAAUUGCUAGAAAUGCUUCGACACUCCCAGUUAUAAGUUGAAAAAAUUAAAGCUCCGUUUGAUAACUA
Messenger RNA from Benincasa hispida (wax gourd), 1116 nucleotides. RefSeq names its product protein SODIUM POTASSIUM ROOT DEFECTIVE 3-like. Lineage: Eukaryota; Viridiplantae; Streptophyta; Magnoliopsida; Cucurbitales; Cucurbitaceae. The record is from RefSeq and is a predicted model, not a curated record. Gene Ontology annotation, molecular function: metal ion binding.